Messenger RNA from Rhodofomes roseus, 1568 nucleotides. RefSeq lists its product as uncharacterized. NCBI's taxonomy places the organism in Eukaryota, Fungi, Basidiomycota, Agaricomycetes, Polyporales, Fomitopsidaceae. The coding region runs from base 364 to 1476 and encodes 370 amino acids. The record is from RefSeq and is a predicted model, not a curated record. The transcript has 6 exons. Gene Ontology annotation, molecular function: protein binding.
UAGCAAGUGCCCGGACGAUACAGUGCAACAUCACGCGGCGGUGACGUGAUACCUCGGCCGGUCUCGCAACGUGUGCUACAGCUGGGAGAUAUCUUAGAACCAGCCUAGGCGAACGACUGAUCGCGACUGAUUGCUCCUGUAUACUCGCGAGCUGUACAUGGCAGCUGGCUAAAGUUCUGGUUGUGGGUACGAUCACGUGUUGUGUACGCGACACGCCCCCAGAUUCCAGAAUGCACUCUGGCACGCGACCGUGGUGCCAACACAUUGCUAAGUAUAACUAAACCUUGUCUACUUGCCGGUGGACGCUGCAAGCUCUCUUCCAGGCUCCCGCCAUCUUGCGUACGCUCGACCCCAAGCACCAGGAUGAACAAGCGACAGGGAGGGGAGAGCCUUAUGGGCUUAGGCGGAGGUCUGGUCUCUGCGGAGUCGCAGAAGAACUUGACGAUUGCGGAAGAUCUCUGUCGGAAGAAGAAACCAGAGCAGGCCCUCCCAUACUUGCUGAAGGCGAUGGAAGAUCCCAACAACCUCGAUGCCGACGUGCAACUCAGCUUCCUUCAGCCCAACUACGACAUGUCCAUGGAAGUGUUGGAAGCGGCAGAGAAGAAAGGCCGUGCAAAGCUGAAGCGUGUCCUUGGCCCGCGUGCCUUCGAUGACAAUGGCGAUCGAGUGGGCACUUUCUGGACACUCAUCGAGACUAGGCCGUAUAUGCGAGUACUCCAAGCGAUGGUCAGGAUCGCCUUCGAGAAAGGUGACUAUAAUAAGUCUGCAAACACCAUGAUCGAGAUGUUGCGUCUCAGCCCUGGAGACAACAUGGGCCAAAGGCAAUGGCUCGGAUCCGUCCUGCUGCAAGCAGGUCGUCACAAAGAGGCGCUUUCUUUUGCGCAGGAAUGGUUGCAACUCAAGGUCAGGCGGACAGAUGAUCCCCCUCUUCGCGGGGGUUGCACGUUCAACGCGCCCUCGUCGGACCCAAUCCCGCAGGCUGAUUACCAGAGGCUGUUGGACCACUGUGAUGGCGAACUCCUGUACACAGCUGCCCUUGCUGCGUUCAAAGUGUGGGGUGCGGAUUCCCAGCUCGCGCGCCAGUACCUACGACUAGGUGCGAAGAACAACCCUGCUAUCCUGAUGAGGAUUCUGGGGAGGGUCUCGCGCCCAUCUGGCCUGAACAACCUGCCUCGCAGCCCCAAUGGCCCCGAAUACGCACACGACUACUGCUGGCUAACGCAGAACCUUUGGGAGGAACCGGACGUCUGGGCAUGGGCGGAUGGCGACCAAGCGAAGUCAUAUAUCCUCAGAACCUGCUCGCGUGGAGCGUGUUCACGGCGUGAAGAGCAAGUGUGCGAGUUCAAGCGAUGCCACGCUUGCAAGCUUGCGUGGUACUGCUCGACAGAAUGCCAGAAAGGCGAUUGGAGGGCUCACAAACCAGAUUGCAAGCAGCAUCAAGAAGUGAAGGCAAUGACGCGUGCUAUGAUGUACUAAGUACGACACACAACAAGACCCGGAGAGGGUACGCGAUUCAAAGGUGCCUUGAUACUCCAUCGCGGCACCUGUUCACUGCGUGCCGUCUUGAA